CGCUUUAUGUCUGUCUAAACGCCGUUUCACCGCCCUUUGGUUAUUUUGGCCGGGACGCUCUCUCCCUCACACUCUCUCUCUCUCAGACGGUCGCUAAUAUCCAUCGACUCAUUUCUCUCAGAUUCACUACCAAUGGCUCUCUGCAAUCAACUAAGCCGUCUUGUCAAGCAAGCCCGCCCCUCUCUCACCAAACACUCCCUCAGAUCCUUCUCCUCAGAAGCCACUCACCACAGGAACCACCAGGAGACGCACAGUUUCCUCGAGCCGGAGAGGUAUAUAGGUAGCUGGGAGGCUCCUAAAGAUCCCAAGGAUGCGGAGAGGAUGCUUGAGCAGCUCAGGAGAGACUACGCGAAGAAAGUGAAGGUGUAUCGGAGAGAGUAUGUUCAUGAGAUUGAGAUGCUUAGGGUUGAGAAGCAGCGUAAGGAUGAGGCUAGGUUGCUUGCUGAGAGGGCUGCUAAUGAGGAGAGAAGGCGUUUGAAAGCUGAGGCUGCUAAGGUUAGAGCUGAGGAGCGUAAGAUUUUCCAGGAUGAGUUCAGGAAGACUUUGAUGAAAGAAAGAGAGGAAAAGUUGGAGUUCUGGAGAACGACAGGAUUAAAAAGAGAAGAGAAGAAGAAAGCGAGAAAGAAGCUAUUGCAUGAGCAAAGCUCAUUGUGGAUCGAGCCAAAGGAACUGGAGAAGAAGAUUACCGAAGCCCUGGUUGAUUCCACUACUCUCUAAAACCAAAGCCCAUCUCAUCUGAAUCCUCGUUUUCUCAAACAAUCAUCUUAGUGAUUUCGUUGGAGACUACUCUCUUUUCUUCUUCAAAUAGAUAAAGAAAGCGAAGGCGUUUUUGUCCUUUUUGCAUUAAGCACAUAAUGAACACUGGUUGGAUAAGUUUAAAGUUGGUCAAUAAUAAGAGAGCUUUAAUUUUUCUUUGUUACCAAUUACCCACACUGUCGAUUUGUGCUUGCCUUUGUUGUUAGUGAUAAGCGGAAGAGAGUGAGGCUGAAGAGUUUCUUGUCCCUUUCAUUUGAGUCAUAAGCUGAGCAUACAUUGCUUAGCAGAUUAGUAAUCACGCCUUUCUCUUGUAGUUGUUGCAUCGUAUGUUUUGUACUUGUUUAUGCUAUUUGAGUCAUUAUAACAUUUUCUAUGGUCCAUAUGAGUCAUUUAUAU
Messenger RNA from Eruca vesicaria subsp. sativa (arugula), 1152 nucleotides. Lineage: Eukaryota; Viridiplantae; Streptophyta; Magnoliopsida; Brassicales; Brassicaceae. The record is from the annotation of a GenBank genome assembly.